Messenger RNA from Asparagus officinalis (garden asparagus), 1723 nucleotides. RefSeq names its product probable ethanolamine kinase. The coding region runs from base 251 to 1450 and encodes 399 amino acids. Gene Ontology annotation, molecular function: choline kinase activity; ethanolamine kinase activity. The transcript is spliced from 11 exons. The record is from RefSeq and is a predicted model, not a curated record. NCBI's taxonomy places the organism in Eukaryota, Viridiplantae, Streptophyta, Magnoliopsida, Asparagales, Asparagaceae. Gene Ontology annotation, biological process: phosphatidylcholine biosynthetic process; phosphatidylethanolamine biosynthetic process. Gene Ontology annotation, cellular component: cytoplasm.
UUAUUUUAAUGCAAAUAAACAAUCAGUGACAAUUGUAUUAGUUGUUUUUAGUAUAGAGAGCGGAAAGAAAGGUAGGCAUCUGUCUUCUGAAGGCUCUGUCUGCUGUUUCAACAGACAGCUGAUCAGAGGCCUCGAAGUCCACGUGAGCUGGCCCAAACCCGAGGACUUCCCAAGGGCUGAGUUUUGGCUCCUAAUCUCACGCCGCCUUUUCAUCCUCUACUCUCUUACUGUGUCCCAUUCAAAGAACGAAAUGGGAGCCGAAGCAAAGAUACGCGAUCUGGUCACCGCCAUGGAAGCAGGAGGAGAGCAGCAGCCGACGAUUCAAGAAACCGAAGGCGGUAAGCUUACCUCUUCCGCCGCCGUUGCCGCCGCGCCGUCGAUCCCAAGGUCUCCGAUCUCUAUCAACAUCUCGCUUCCUCUUCCCCAAAUGAAGCCUCACGUCGUAGAGCUGUGCAAGGAUCUCUUUAAGAAAUGGUCGUCCCUUGACAGUUCUUGCUUCUCCCUUGAGACCGUCUCUGGUGGUAUUACCAAUCAAUUGUUGAAGGUCUCUGUGACAAAAGCCAAUGACCAUGAUGCGGUUUUGACAGUUCGAUUGUAUGGUCCGAAUACUGACUUGGUGAUUGAUCGUGAGCGAGAGUUGCAGGCCCUGCCACAUCUUUCAGCUGCAGGGUUUGGUGCUGAGCUACUCGGACUAUUUCAAAAUGGCAUGGUUCAAUCUUUCAUCAAUGCCCGCACGCUUUCUCCAUCGGACAUGAGCAACCCUAUGAUAGCUGCUGAAAUUGCAAGAGAACUCCGUAGAUUUCAUCAGGUGGAAAUACCAGGCUCUAGAGAACCACAAUUGUGGCAUGAUGUACACAAGUUCCUUGAGAAAGCUCAGACAUUAGAAUUUGAUGACAGCGAGAAGCAGGCGAGGUAUGACGAAAUUUCGUUCAAGGAAAUACAUGACGAGGUUGAUGAUCUCAAGGAUCUAGCACACCUGCUUAAUGCCCCUGUGGUCUUUUCGCACAAUGAUCUGCUUUCCGGUAAUCUGAUGUUAAAUGAUAAAGAAGUUCCAGAGAAGCUCUAUUUCAUUGAUUUUGAGUAUGGGUCAUACAGCUAUAGAGGCUAUGACAUUGCGAACCACUUCAAUGAAUAUGCAGGCUAUGAAUGUGACUACACCUUGUACCCUGGUAAGGAUGCACAAUAUCAUUUCUUCAGGAAUUAUCUGCAACCUGAUGCACCCCAUGAGGUACCAGACACAGAUCUUAAUGAUCUUUAUGUAGAAACAAGUACUUUUCGAUUAGCAUCACAUGUGUACUGGGCUCUAUGGGCUCUUAUUCAGGCAAAGAUGUCUCCUAUUGAUUUCGAUUAUCUCGGGUACUUCUUCCUUCGAUACAAUGAGUACAAGAAACACAAGGACGACUGCUUCUCCUUGGCAAGGAAAUAUCUUUCUGGCUCAAGCAUCUCCUGAAGUAUAUUACUUUUUACUGGUGGUUUCAUUUCUUUUUCCUUGUGCCAUCAAUAUUCUUUAAAUUUGACUAUUUCUUUGGACAUGUAGCCUGAAAUGUAUUAUACCUUGUCACGGUUACAUUUCUAGAGCUAGAGGUAUGGUUUCUUACUUUCUUUACAAGAACUCUAUUUCUGAAAUUGAGGGCAUUGAUUCUGUAUAAUUGUAUUCGUCCUAAAUUUGGACCGAUGAAAUGGAUGUAUACAUAUAAACUUUAUAAAGAAGGUUAUUGUUUUA